Molecule: messenger RNA, 4546 nt
Organism: Miniopterus natalensis
Lineage: Eukaryota; Metazoa; Chordata; Mammalia; Chiroptera; Miniopteridae
Source: RefSeq, a predicted model, not a curated record
GAAGUCGAGCGAGAGGGAGGUGCUUCGCGGCUUCUCCUGCCGGGGGAGGUCUCGGCUUCCCGUGGAGUCUCCCGACCAAGCCCCUUCACCUUCUCCCUCCGGAUCGAUGUGCUGCUGUUAACCCGUGAGGAGGCGGCGGCGGCGGAAGAUGGUGUUGCUGAGAGUGUUAAUUCUGCUCUCCUGGGCGGCGGGGCUGGGAGGUCAGUAUGGAAAUCCUUUAACUAAAUACAUUAGACAUUAUGAAGGAUUAUCUUAUGAUGUGGAUUCAUUACACCAGAAACACCAGCGUGCCAAAAGAGCAAUUUCACACGAGGACCAGUUUUUACGUCUAGAUUUCCAUGCCCAUGGAAGACAUUUCAACCUGCGAAUGAAGAGGGACACUUCCCUUUUUAGUGAUGAAUUUAAAGUAGAAAUAUCAAAUAAAGUACUUGAUUAUGAUCCCUCUCAUAUUUACACUGGACAUAUUUAUGGUGAAGAAGGAAGUUUUAGCCAUGGGUCUGUUAUUGAUGGAAGAUUUGAAGGUUUCAUCCAGACUCAUAGUGGCACAUUUUAUGUUGAGCCAGCAGAGAGAUAUAUUAAAGACCGAACUCUGCCAUUUCACUCUGUCAUUUAUCAUGAAGAUGAUAUUAACUAUCCCCAUAAAUAUGGUCCACAGGGGGGCUGUGCAGAUCAUUCAGUAUUUGAAAGGAUGAGGAAAUACCAGAUGACUGGUGUAGAGGUAGCAACACAGACACUUAAAGAAGAACAUGCUGUUAAUGGUCCGGAACUCUUGAGGAAAAAACGUACAACUUUAGCUGAAAAAAAUACUUGUCAGCUUUAUAUUCAAACUGAUCAUCUGUUCUUUAAAUAUUAUGGAACACGAGAAGCUGUGAUUGCCCAGAUAUCCAGUCAUGUUAAAGCGAUUGAUACAAUUUAUCAGACCACAGACUUUUCGGGAAUCCGUAACAUCAGUUUCAUGGUGAAACGCAUAAGGAUCAAUACAACUGCUGAUGAGAAGGACCCCACAAAUCCCUUCCGUUUUCCAAAUAUUGGUGUGGAGAAGUUCCUGGAAUUGAAUUCUGAGCAGAAUCAUGAUGACUACUGUUUGGCCUAUGUCUUCACAGACCGAGAUUUUGAUGAUGGUGUUCUUGGUCUGGCUUGGGUUGGAGCACCUUCAGGAAGCUCUGGAGGAAUAUGUGAAAAAAGUAAGCUCUAUUCAGAUGGUAAGAAGAAGUCCUUAAACACUGGAAUUAUUACUGUUCAGAACUAUGGGUCUCAUGUACCCCCCAAAGUAUCUCACAUUACUUUUGCUCAUGAAGUUGGACAUAACUUUGGAUCUCCACAUGAUUCUGGAACAGAGUGCACUCCAGGAGAAUCUAAGAAUUUGGGACAAAAAGAAAAUGGCAAUUAUAUCAUGUAUGCAAGAGCAACAUCUGGGGACAAACUUAACAACAAUAAAUUCUCACUCUGUAGCAUCAGAAAUAUAAGCCAAGUUCUUGAGAAGAAGAGAAACAACUGUUUUGUUGAAUCUGGCCAACCUAUUUGCGGAAAUGGAAUGGUGGAGCAAGGUGAAGAAUGUGAUUGUGGCUAUAGUGACCAGUGUAAAGAUGAUUGCUGCUAUGAUGCAAACCAGCCCGAGGGGAAAAAAUGCAAGCUAAAACCUGGAAAACAGUGCAGUCCAAGCCAAGGUCCAUGUUGUACAGCACAGUGUACAUUUAAGUCAAAAACUGAAAAGUGUCGGGAUGAUUCAGACUGUGCUAAAGAAGGAAUAUGUAAUGGAAUUACCGCUCUCUGCCCAGCAUCUGACCCUAAACCAAACUUUACAGACUGUAAUAGGCAUACACAAGUAUGCAUUAAUGGGCAAUGUGCAGGUUCUAUCUGUGAGAAAUAUGGCUUGGAGGAGUGUACCUGUGCCGGUUCUGAUAGCAAAGAUGAUAAGGAAUUAUGCCAUGUCUGCUGUAUGAAGAAGAUGGACCUAUCAACUUGUGCCAGUACAGGGUCUGUGCAGUGGAGCAAGCAUUUCAUGGGUCGAACCAUCACCCUGCAACCUGGAUCUCCUUGCAAUGAUUUUAGAGGCUACUGUGAUGUUUUCAUGCGGUGCAGAUUAGUAGAUGCUGAUGGUCCUUUAGCUAGGCUUAAAAAGGCAAUUUUCAGUCCAGAGCUGUAUGAAAACAUUGCUGAGUGGAUUGUGGAUAAUUGGUGGGCAGUAUUGCUUAUGGGAAUUGCCCUGAUCAUGUUAAUGGCUGGAUUUAUUAAGAUAUGCAGUGUUCAUACUCCGAGUAGUAAUCCAAAGUUACCUCCUCCUAAACCUCUUCCAGGCACUUUAAAGAGGAGGAGACCUCCACAGCCCAUUCAACAACCCCAGCGUCAGAGGCCCCGGGAGAGUUAUCAAAUGGGACACAUGAGACGUUAACUGCAGCUUUUGCCUUGGUUCUUCCUAGUGCCUACAAUGGGAAAACUUCACUCCAAAGAGACACCUAUUAAAUCAUCCCCAAACUAAACCCUCACAAAUAACAGUUGAAGAAAAAAUGGCAAGAGAUCAUGUCCUCAGACCAGGUGGAAUUACUUAAAUUUUAAAGCCUGAAAAUUCCAAUUUGGGGGUGGGGGGUGGAAAAGGAACCCAAUUUUCUUAUGGACAGAUAUUUUUAACCUAAUGGCACAAAAUGUUAGAAUAUUAUUAUGUGCCCUGUGUUCCCUGUUCUUCGUUGCUGCAUUUUCUUCACUUGCAGGCAAACUUGGCUCUCUAUAAACUUUUAUCACAAAUUGAAAUAUAUAUAUAUAUUUUUUUCAACUGCCAGUCAAGGCUAGGAGGCUCGACCACCUCAACAUUGGAGACAUCACUUGCCAAUGUACAUACCUUGUUAUAUGCAGACAUGUAUUUCUUACGUACACUGUACUUCUGUGUGCAAUUGUAAACAGAAAUUGCAAUAUGGAUGUUUCUUUGUAUUAUAAAAUUUUUCCGCUCUUAAUGAAAAAUUACUGUUUAAUUGACAUACUCAGGAUAACAGAGAAUGGUGGUAUUCAGUGGUCCAGGAUUCUAUAACGCUUUACACAGGCAGUUUUGAAAUGAGAAUCAAUUUCCCUUUCCCUUAUGAUGGAGUUGGUUCUGAUAUUCAUUUUGUCUUUAUCAAAUGGCUGCUAAGAGCACAUGAGUGACUACGCUGAAGAACACAGUUAAGUGUUGUGCAAACUGGACAUAUGCAGCAUACUACUUCAGAGUUAGUUCUUUAUGUAAGUGUCUGAUUUCUGCUUAUUUUAAACUUUCUAAUUCAAUUCCAUUUUUGAAUUGAUAGGUGACAUUUUAUUCAUGCUUCAGUAGAAAUUAUGUCAAUGAAAUGAUUCUUUUUAUUUGUAACCUCUUGCAUUUCCAUAUAUCUAAAGUAUGCUAAUUAUGUUUUUGGUUUUUGUCUGACACGGAAAAGAAAAGCUGUGUCUUUUAUCAAAAUAUAUGAACAAUUUUUUCAGCAUAUCAUCACUGAUCAUUGGUAACCACUAAAGAAGAGUGAUUUGCUCAACUAGUAGUUAAAAUUGUAGAUAGGCCGCCUGACAUUUUUCCCCCUAAAAUAUUUUAACAACAAUGGAGGUGAAACAGCACAAUGUCCCAUUCCAGAUUUAUUUUUUAAAUAGAUGUAAAUAAUUGGCUUUUUAAAGAAAGAAAGCAAAAGCAUUUAAUGUAUUAACAGGCUUGUUGCUAUGCAGGAAUGGAAGGGGGCAUUACAAGAAUAUUUUAAGCUUGUGACAUAUUUAUUGCUUCUGUUUUCCAACUACAUCACUUAAAUUAGACAUAAAUAGCUAUGAUUUUCCUGGCUUCAUGUAGGAGGCAAAUUUAGGGAAAGUUGAAAAAAUUUGUGUUUUGGCUUCUUUUUUUUCUUUUUUUCUUAAGAGUAUAAGGUUUACACAAUCAUUCUCAUAAUGUGACGCAAGCCAGCAAGGCCAAAAAUGCUAGAGAAAAUAAUGGGAUCUCUUCCUUGUAAACUUGUACAGUACGUGGUGACUUUUUUCAAAAUACAGCUUUUUGUACAUGAUUUAGAGACAAAUUUUGUACAUGAAACCCCAGAUAGACUAUAAAUAAUUCUAAACAAACAAGUAGGUAGCUAUGUAUGUAAUUGCUUUUAAAUCAUUUAAAUGCCUUUGUUUUUGGACUGUGCAAAGGUUGGAAGUGGAUUUGCAUUUCUAAAAUGGUGACUUAUUCUGCAAGAGUUCUUAGUAACUUCUUGAGUGUGGUAGACUUUGGAACAUGUACAUUUUUUGCUUGUAAUGUUAUCCUGUGGUAAGGUUUUGGCAGGUCUACACUGCCCUGUUUUCUUUUGAGUCUAAGUUAAAUGUUUUCUGAAAAGAGAUAUGUGCACUGAACUCUCCAUGGCAGAUCAAGAUGUGGUAAAACAACAGGAUCAAGACAAAUGAGAUCUAAUACUACUGUCAGUUUAAUGUCCACUGUGUUUUAUACAGUAUCUUUUUGUUCACUUUGGAAAUUUUUACUAAAAAUUGCAAAAAAUAAAGUAUUGUGCAAAGAUGUAAGGUUUUUUGAAACUUGAAAUGCAUUAAUAAAUAGACUUGAUGAAAUCAA